This is a messenger RNA of Fusarium coffeatum, 714 nucleotides long. RefSeq lists its product as uncharacterized. The record is from RefSeq and is a predicted model, not a curated record. The transcript has a single exon. The coding region runs from base 1 to 714 and encodes 237 amino acids. Lineage: Eukaryota; Fungi; Ascomycota; Sordariomycetes; Hypocreales; Nectriaceae.
AUGAUAUUUCCUCCCUUUGUUCCAUCUCUUUCUGAAGCAUACAAUGUAGAGAGCGGACCUUCAACACCUGGAACGCCAUCUGAGAUAUCAGAUGAAGUCCUCAGUGUUGGCUUCCCCCAGUCUAUGCAACUCACAUGGACAACUUCCUCAUCUGCCAUGGCGCUGUUCAUCUCUGAACCAGGCUCAAGCGUCAUCUAUGCAGCACUCAUGCCCCGUGGUUGGCAAGGUCCCUCAUAUCUCUACCCUGGCUCUACCUUUGCCGGAGACGCAAUGGUUUCUUGCAAUCGAUCUGGAGAGCGUUUCACUUUUCAACUACCCGCAAUCCCAAGUUACAGCAUCUCAGCCAACGAAGUCACCAUGUCCUUCCAUCGAUCCAGAUCGAAUCCGAGAUACAGUUUCUCUAUGAGAGUUGAACAUGAAGGGAGUCGCAGAACAGAAUCAUUCGAAUGGCGUGCUUCGUCUGAAACGCAGAGUGGAAUGUACAGCAUGGUAUGGCAACUUAUUUCUCUCGGCCGUACUAGCAAGUCAAGUUCCAGCAGACCAAAGAGUGCAGAGGUUGUUGCGAUGAUCUAUGAAGUGAGCCCAACUUCAGUUCAGAGAUCAGGAGGUUUUCAAUUUUUGGGAAGGUCGACUUCGAAUUAUAUGGGAUACCACUGGAUGCUUAUGGCUGUGAUGAGCGGAAUAGCAGUUCUUCAACACGCGAGUAGUGAGUAA